CCCUUCUGGGGAUCCUUCUGACUCCAUGGCAACGCGAAUAGCGCCAUUGCUAAGCCAGUUUGUUUUUUAGCUGCAGGCGGAUAAUAAAACGAGUCUUCUCUGCUUUCAGCGUUAUUAAAAGGGGAAAUGUGACCUUACCUCAAAUUGACGAACUUCUACAUUUAUAAAAUAAGAUGUGUGCAUGAACGUACAGGACCGUAAAGCUGAAUUCCCAGAUAUGAUGUGACAGUUAAAGGUGUCCUCUCAGAACCAGACAAUGCAAGUGUUGCCAGUUUGGGGGCUUGCCAUCCCCCUCCCAGCAGUGCUGAUGAUCACUCUGAGUCUCUACAUGAUCGUCCUGGGGAUUGGGCUGUGGAUCAGAUCCUGCCUCAAGGACCGCUGCUCUUCAGACUGUGGUGACUGCUGUCCAAACAUCUCUUUAUGCGAGCAGUGCUUCAGACUGGCAGAAAUGUGUAACUGCAGUCUGCCGACUGUCCACUCCUGUUGGAGGGACUCAUCGUGCCCUCCCUCUAAUUGUGCCAACUGGGACUGUGCCUGCACCUGUCAGCCUCCGGAGUGUGACUCCUGUAACUGUCUCUGCUUCGAGAUCAGGAUCAAGUAGAGCAAGUGAAUGCCUUUAUUAGAGCGUUUACAAUGGUGACAUAGAGUAACAGCACACAUGCCGGAUGAUCUGCACGUUAAAGCAUCACUACUCUCUACUCACUACUCUGUGAGCUUCCCUUUUGCCCUCUUACCAAAUAAGACUGAAGAGGAAGACUGCCAGCAGAUGGCAGCCUCUCCUGUCAUUUUCAAGAGAACAGACCAUCAGGUCACAGAACUGCUGCUGCUGUUCACUGUCUUUGAAUGAGACUGUUUGAAACCAAAUGACUCAAAGUGUUCAGUAGGAGUGUGUGUGACAAAGAUAAAACCCCCACUGUAUGAAAUAUUUUAUCAAAUUAUCACGAUAUUGUGAGAUUAAACAUUUUUUGAAAAUUAGUUUAUGACAGUGUUUUUCAAUCGUGGCCUUCUGUCCUGCAUGUUUUGGACAUUCCCUGUUUCAACACACGUGAUUCAGAUGAUCAGAUCGUCAUGCAGCUCUGCAGAUAACGACCCAGUUGUUUGGAUCAGGUGUGCUGGAGCAGGAAACGUCUAAAACAUUAACAGUUAAUGGAUGAAAUAACCCGACAGGAAAUGUCUCUUGUUUUACUUACCUUCUAAUCAAGAUUAUUUAGUUCAGUGAUUGAAUUAAUGAUGUAAACAUUGACUGUGACCAUCAGACAGUCAUGCUCAUUGACCUUUAAUCCCACAGUGCUAUAAUACAUCAAGAAAUAUUAAAGCAUAGGAUACUAAAAUUAAUUAGGAUGCACUCUUUGAUAUUAUAUUUGAUUGUGUACUUCUCUAAUGACAUUACAUAAACUGCACAUAGUACAGCUAUGUUGAUCCUUCUGUGCUUGAAGCAGAAUCAAACUUAGUACUUUUUGUAAUGUAAUGAAAUAGAAAUGUCAAAGGGAAAGUUCUGCCUUGGCAGGUUUGGACUUAAAUGACAAAAUCUCUGACAAAUUCUGUCACCUCACUCUCUGUAUUCUUAUGACUUUAGUCACAGUACUCUGCAUUAACUGCUGCAAAACACCAAAACAGGACAUUUACAACACCAACCUGUUUGUUACUCAAUUUUUGAUACAGAUGAUAUCUUGUUUAUCUUUUAUUUUGGAUGAAAGUGACUGUAAAGUGUUCUUUAUUUUAUAUGUUGCCUUUUAUAUUGUAGAAUUUAAGGACAAUUCAUAAAGUUAAAGCUGGAGUUAAUCAAUAUUGUCUUCACUGACAAUACAGCUCACAAAUCAAUAAUGUGUUGUAAGAUAUUUAUAUUUAUGUAUAAAAGGUUUGGUGAUUGUCUUAAACACUGGUCGAUGUAUUUUCAAACAGGAGGAAGUACAUUUGUGUGGGACUACUUUCAGCAGCGGAUGAAUCUACGUUGCUGAUUAAAGAUACUAAAGUAACUCGGAA
Messenger RNA from Acanthopagrus latus (yellowfin seabream), 1983 nucleotides. Its product is annotated as keratin-associated protein 10-2. Bases 257 to 601 code for a protein of 114 amino acids. NCBI's taxonomy places the organism in Eukaryota, Metazoa, Chordata, Actinopteri, Spariformes, Sparidae. The transcript is spliced from 5 exons. The record is from RefSeq and is a predicted model, not a curated record.